Molecule: messenger RNA, 1251 nt
Organism: Rubroshorea leprosula
Lineage: Eukaryota; Viridiplantae; Streptophyta; Magnoliopsida; Malvales; Dipterocarpaceae
Source: the annotation of a GenBank genome assembly
AUCCUUCAUUCCCAAAACUCUAUUCAAAGGUUCUGCCACUCUGUCCAGCAAUGGCUUACACCAAAGUUGUUUUGCAUUGCUUCUCACCCUCACCUCUCCUCUUCUCAUCGCCCUUCUACAGUCCUGCAAUGCGAGCAUUCUAUGGCGUUUGUGGGAUUGAUGCUGUAUAUCAAUUACAAGAUUCAAUAUCCAACACUGGCAGUCUAAUUAUGGAGAAUCCAGCUGCCUCAAUCUUCUCUAGACUUCCAUACGGUGAAAUGCACCAGGUAGAUGCUCCAAUGGCUUACUCAUGGUCAAUUACAUGGCUAUGUCUGCUGGCAUUCCUCUGUUGUGGCCUUAAAGACGGAGGUCCGUCUGCUCACGGAACGCUUAUGAAUGUAUUUGACAAAGUACCGGUGGUUGACAAGGAGGCUUUUGUGGCUCCCAGUGCGUCUAUGACGGUAACGUUCAGGUCGGACGAGGCUCUUCAUUUGGUAUGUAUGAGUCGCCAUUGUGGUUACUUGAGGAUGGUAAUCUUGCCUAACAUUUUCAUUCCAUCAGGAUGGAGAUGGGUUUGCUGGCUUUGUGCCAUGGAAUGUUAAAAGGUGGUGUCAACAGCAUUACUAUUGGGUCUGGAACAAGUAUAUAAGAUAAUUCUUUUGUUCAUGUUGCAAAAUCUAAUUUAAGUGGAACGGUUUUACAGACCAUUAUUUGGAAUAAUGUUACCGUGAGUGAGUGAUGUAAUUACCAAUUUCAGCAAUUAUCCUGUGAGUCGUAGAAUCUAGUUAAUUAGUACCAGUUUAAACUGGACAGGUCACAGUGCUGUUUUACAUUGAUGUAUUGUUGAGGAUGAGGCAUUUGUUGGCAUGGGUGCAUUCCUAGUGGAAGGAGUCUAUGUUGAGAAAUGGUUGCUGCUGGAGCUCUUGUAAGGCAAAAUGCUAAGAACAUUCUGCAUUAUAAAAUACCCAGAACUGCUUGAGGGUUCAGUAAUUCCAUUGUACAGUUCUUCUCUUCAGGUUCAAUGUCACUGAAUAUUGUGUUAUUUACAGAGAACGGCUGUGAGGCAUAUGCUUAUUCUCAUCCUCUGAGUUUAGAAACUUGAGUUUGUGUUCUUCAGAAUGAUUAGAGUAGGAAAGAUAUCUGGAUGUUGAACUUGAAGUCGUUCACAACUCUCCUGUAGUAUGUGGGGGUUAACAAUGGGGUUAGUCCCCUUGGUGUCGCUAAGAGUGGGUAUGGUUCCGUUUUGCUUACAAUUAAAAUUAAAUUAUUAAU